GCAGAGACAGCUCUCAAACAAGCUCAGUUGGAAACCCAUCUAUGGGUUUGCUCAGUUCACUCAAAGGAGAGCGAUGCACGAUAGGAACAAGAAGGCGAUGGAGUUGAUAGCCAAAGGGUGGAGCGCUCUGAAGGAAGUUGAUAGAGUCAUCGACUAUUGCGAGCUCAACGAUCGCCGACUCAUUCCUCUAUUAAGGGCAGCAAAGGAAAACUUUGAGUUGGCUCUAGAGACUGACAACUCUAAUACCCAUGCCAGGUAUUGGUUGUCCAGAUUGCAUUUGAAAUACCAUGUCCCAGGGGCGUGCAAAGCGAUAGGAGCUGCCCUGUUAGUUGAAGCCGCAAAUAUGGGUGAUGCAGAUGCACAAUAUGAACUCGCUUGUCGUCUUAGAGUAGAGAAUGAGCAUGUGCAAUCGGAUCAGCAAGCUUUCCAUUAUUUGGAGAAGGCAGUUGACCAGUUGCAUCCAGGUGCUCUAUACCUUCUGGGUGCUGUGUAUCUGACUGGAGACUGUGUCAAGAAAGAUGUUGCCUCUGCCUUAUGGUGUUUUCAUAGGGCAUCAGAGAAGGGUCAUGCUGGUGCAGCUAUAGCAUAUGGGUCUCUUCUUCUUCAAGGUGUUCAAGUCCCAGAAUCUGUGACAAAGUCAACUUCAAAAAGGGGUUCUUUAGCCAGAAAGGCAAGAAAAGAUGCAGAAAGCCUUGUAAGAGACCAGGCAGGAAUGGCAAGAGAGCGGUUUCAGAUCGCUGCAAAAGCAGGAUGUGAUCUUGGACUGAAAUGGUUGGAAAGACUUGACGAGGAAGAGAAGCAUCUAUUGACCGGAAAUGAAAUGGUAGAAGAUGCCUAAGGAGGAAAGAAGGUGUGUUAAUCGUUCACUAUACCGACCAGACAAAGUUUGUGGAGUUAUCCUCGCGCGUGUAAUAACUGAUUGGGGAUAACUCGUAUCAUAAACUGAUUUGGGUCCAUGUAUACAUGGUACAAGCCAACAAAAGAAUUCAAAUCCUGCUCUACUGGGCAUCUACUGGGCAUGAAGCUUGCUUGAAUAUCCUCAAAAGUUGUUGUCAUGAUUCAUGAAUAACUGAAAAUGUUAUAGUGCAUUUUGUAUAUAUAUAUAAGUGCAUUUUUGACACUUCGCA
Fragaria vesca subsp. vesca is the source of this 1127-nucleotide messenger RNA. RefSeq lists its product as uncharacterized. The transcript is spliced from 8 exons. Lineage: Eukaryota; Viridiplantae; Streptophyta; Magnoliopsida; Rosales; Rosaceae. Gene Ontology annotation, molecular function: protein binding. The coding region runs from base 74 to 838 and encodes 254 amino acids. The record is from RefSeq and is a predicted model, not a curated record.